AUGGCCGCUCCUUUAGCUGCUGCUCUCGGUCCAAUUGGUGGUCUUGCAGUAUGUGCCUGCUGCUUGAUUAUUAUUGCUAUUUGGGGUCUCUUUGCCACAACAAUCGCCUUGGCUGUUUAUACAAGAAGAUGGGCAGACGCAAUUAGACAGGCCAACGGCUUAAAUGGUGGAGUUGAACAAUUGAUUUUUAGUCAAGCUCUACUUAUAGGAAUUCUAUGCGUAUAUGGCUUUCUUGGCCUUCGACGAGCAUUGCGCUCUGCUAAUUAA
This is a messenger RNA of Rotaria sp. Silwood1, 267 nucleotides long. The record is from the annotation of a GenBank genome assembly. NCBI's taxonomy places the organism in Eukaryota, Metazoa, Rotifera, Eurotatoria, Philodinida, Philodinidae.